AAAUGGAAGUCCAUUUCCAUGGUCAUAGGAGGAAGGUAGGAGAAGAUGGAAAAGAAGGCAAGGGAGAGAGGUAGACGCCAGAUAUGGACAUGGGGAUUGAAUUGAGAAUUGAUUGCGCACAAAAUAAUAUGCAAGUUUUUUGUUUUUAAUUUUCUGACCAUUUUUAUUUUUUAGAAAUGGGAACAACUUAAAAAACUCCGAAAACGCCUCCUCCUUCCUUCUUCCCUCACCUUUCUUCUUCUUAGUUCUUCCCUCUUUCCCAUCGCUGCAGAUUCGUUUAUUUACUUCUUUCCCUUUUCGUUUAUUUCUAAUCUCUCCCUCUCCUUCUGCUCCUUCCUCUUCUUGUUUCUUUCACCUUGCUGUAUACUGAAGCCCAACACCCUGUUUCAACUUCCCUUUCUCGGUCCCCAUCAUAAUAAUUGUACAGUUUCGAAUCUUUCCAGCGGUUAGCAAUUCACCCAGAUCAGUUCUGCCACCAAAUACUGAAGAAGACCCCCUUUUACGUAUUGUCUUUGGCAGGAAGCUAAACGAGUCAAGAGUCUUCAUCAGUCCUUUGUUUCCUAGAGAACACUACAAGGUUCAAAUUUCUUCUCCAGCUUGUUUGAGCUGUGGUUGAUAUUGGGAUAACAACAAAUCCUGUAGCUCCCUGGAUUCUGGGAACUCAGUUGUUGUUAAAUCCGCGAAGACAUGGCCGGGGUACAAGAUCAAUUAGAGAUCAAAUUUCGAUUGACAGAUGGAUCAGAUAUUGGUCCCAAAAGCUUUCCCACUGCUGCAAGUGUUGCAACUUUGAAGGAAACCGUUCUUGCUCAAUGGCCUAAAGAGAAAGAGAAUGGUCCACGGACGGUGAAAGAUGUGAAGUUGAUAAGUGCAGGAAGGAUAUUGGAGAACACACGAACCAUAGGGGAAUGUCGCAGUCCUCUAUGUGAUGUUCCUGGUGGGGUCACAACCAUGCACGUAGUUGUUCAACCCCCAUCAAUAGAGAAAGGUAGGAUUUUGUGUUCACUUCAAGAAACUCUGAUUCUGCCAGAAGUUAUAUUUGCAUUUAAAGAAACUUCUCAAACCACACGCAUCUCGCACUUUUUUGUAUGGAUUGAGAACCCUGAGCUUGGUGAUGGUUCAUCUCACUUGACGUUAAUCUUUGUGACUAUACACAGGCUGCUAUUACUUCCUUCAUGAUAAGAAAGCAGCACACCUACCAAAACAAAACAAGUGUGUUUGCGUCAUUUUAUAAUUGGCAACAGUAAAGCAGAAAGAACAGUCAGAGUUCCAGGUAAAAAAGACAUUGGAGCUGUUACAGAUGAACAUUUCUGUGAAUUGGUUUUCAGGGGCAUUGGGGUCAUCAGGAAGGCGCAUUUGUCACAGGGUCUUUUACUUGAGGCGCAAGCUUUGCCUCCUACAAAGAAACAGUUGUGUGUGUCUCUGUCAAUUCAGUAUACAAUGAUUGUGAUAAUGUGGGCAGGGAAUGAAUUGGAUUUACACUUGUAUGCAAGCGAACUACGGCCAACAGGUUUCCUUUUUUGUGGUCAAGUCACUUUCUCAUUGAUAUGCACUAUCCGUUCGACGGUUUUGGGUUCUUCCCAAAACCAGUACCCAAAUUCAUUUCGGUUGUUGAAAGAGUUACAUGGUUGAAUCGGAUGUAGGAUGCAUCUUUUUCUGAUAAUUUGUGAAUUAAUGCAAUGCUAUACAUUGAGCUGCGAGUUCAGUUUUUAAGUGUGGUUAACAAACG
Linum tenue is the source of this 1726-nucleotide messenger RNA. The record is from the annotation of a GenBank genome assembly. Lineage: Eukaryota; Viridiplantae; Streptophyta; Magnoliopsida; Malpighiales; Linaceae.